Messenger RNA from Aethalodelphis obliquidens (Pacific white-sided dolphin), 2161 nucleotides. It is a transcript of the gene G6PC3, whose product is annotated as glucose-6-phosphatase catalytic subunit 3. The record is from RefSeq and is a predicted model, not a curated record. Gene Ontology annotation, biological process: gluconeogenesis; glucose 6-phosphate metabolic process. NCBI's taxonomy places the organism in Eukaryota, Metazoa, Chordata, Mammalia, Artiodactyla, Delphinidae. The transcript has 6 exons. The coding region runs from base 813 to 1853 and encodes 346 amino acids. Gene Ontology annotation, molecular function: glucose-6-phosphatase activity. Gene Ontology annotation, cellular component: membrane.
AGAUGACAAGAUGACGAAAGGAGAGGAGCAAGGCGAGCACAGAACUGGGAGGAAGGGUGAUUUAGACUGUGCUAUGCGUAACAACUCUCAAGCCGUUAGGCAUGACCCCUCAAAAUCAAGAGGCUGACCUGUCAGCCUCCAAAUCAACAGCAGAAGAAUUCAAGCAGGAGAGUCUUGGGCUGGGGGAGGAAGGCGUGUACCGAUUAGCCAGCUGUGUGUGCAAAUGUAGGGGCCCGCUUCAGCACCAACCAGGGAUGCCCGGCUCCCCGGAGCAGGGGUUGUCCCUAGCCUUCUCUCCAAGAGAUCUCGAAAUAUUUUUGGAGGGUAGCUGUACUGGAGGAGAAAGGUCUGGUCUGGAAGGAAUCCUGGCCCGGGAUAUUACAUAUCCAUCUUCACAGAAGUAAAGGAGGGACCCUGGACGCACCGCCGACCCUCAGGUUAGUCUGUCCCAUGACCCGGAACAGCAGCUGGAGCCGCCUCUACGCCCUCUGCCCACGUGCCGGCAAUAGCAGCCACGUGGGGCUCUGCGGAAACGCCUUCGAAAAGAUUUGUCCCCUGCGCUGCCCAGUAGAGAGGGAGGCCCGGGAAGAGCGCAGGAGGAGGAAACGGUACCGGCAGGAGGCCUGGCUCGCGCGAGCCUGAGGCUGCAGGGGGCGGGGCAGGAGGCGGGGCUUUCCCGGCCAACGCCAGGGGGCGGGCCUCGGAUCCGAAGGGUGGGCUUUGGAGGGCCGUGAGGAGCUGCUUCCUGGUCGCCUGGACUCCUCGGCUUCCGCCUUAGCUCAAACCCUGGCCGGGCCGGCCCCGUGGUCGCCAUGGAGUCCACGCUGGGCGCCGGCAUCGCGAUGGCCGAGGCGCUGCAGAACCAGCUGCCCUGGUUGGAGAACGUGUGGCUCUGGGUCACCUUUCUGGGCGACCCCAAGAGCCUCUUUCUGUUCUACUUCCCCGUGGCCUACUACGCCUCUCGCCGGGUGGGCAUCGCGGUGCUCUGGAUCAGCCUCAUCACCGAGUGGCUCAACCUCGUCUUCAAGUGGUUUCUGUUUGGAGACAGGCCCUUUUGGUGGGUCCAUGAGUCUGGGUACUACAGCCAGGCUCCAGCCCAGGUUCACCAGUUCCCCCCUUCUUGUGAAACUGGUCCAGGCAGCCCUUCCGGACACUGUAUGAUCACAGGAGCAGCCCUUUGGCCCAUAAUGACGGCCAUCUCUUCCCAAGUGGCCACUCGGACCCACAGCCGCUGGGUGAGGGUGAUACCUAGCUUGGCUUAUUGCACCUUCCUGCUGGCGGUCGGCUUGUCCCGGGUCUUCCUCUUAGCACAUUUCCCUCACCAGGUGUUGGCUGGCCUAAUAACUGGUGCUGUCCUGGGCUGGCUGAUGACCCCCCGGGUGCCCACGGAGCGGGAGCUAAGCUUCUACGGGUUGACCUCACUGGCCCUCUUGCUGGGUGCCAGCCUCAUCUAUUGGACCCUCUUUACACUGGGCCUGGAUCUUUCUUGGUCCAUCAACCUAGCCUCUAAGUGGUGUGAACGGCCUGAGUGGGUGCACUUGGACAGCCGGCCCUUUGCCUCUCUGAGCCGCGACUCAGGGGCCGCCCUGGGUCUGGGCAUCGCCCUUCACUCCCCCUGCUAUGCCCAGGUGCGGCGGGCAUACCUGGGACAUGGCCAGAAGCUAGCCUGCCUUGUGUUGGCCAUGGGGCUGCUGGGCCCCCUGGACUGGCUGGGCUACCCGCCUCAGAUCAGCCUUUUCUACAUCUUCAAUUUCCUCAAGCACACCCUCUGGCCAUGCCUGGUCCUGGCCCUCGUGCCCUGGCUGGUGCACACGUUCAGUGCCCAGGAAGCACCACCCAUCCGCUCUUCCUGACUCUAGGUGCCUCCUACUGCCACUUUCCCUCUCCCAAAGCCCACACACUCCGUGACCUCCACACUCUGGGGAGGCAGCCCCGUCCCCUUCCAGCCCCCAACAGGCCCUGCUCAUGGUGAAUUUUCUACUUCUCCCACCACCUGGUCUCAGCCCCAAAGAAGGGCCUUCUCUCUCCCAGGAAGGCUAGUCUUCCUCCUGCCUUCCCUCCCAUGUCCCCAAAGGGCAAAGGCAACAGCGAGACCAGUGGGUUCCUAUAACACUGUGAGGGGCUCAGAGCAGCCCCAAUAAAGCCCUUCCACACCUCUGGA